Molecule: messenger RNA, 531 nt
Organism: Cotesia congregata
Lineage: Eukaryota; Metazoa; Arthropoda; Insecta; Hymenoptera; Braconidae
Source: the annotation of a GenBank genome assembly
AUGUUAAGAACAUUAUUGCUAGUACUGAUAGUCCAAAUUGGGUCGGAGAUAGCAGGGCUGAACACACCAAUUCUUUCGGACUUGCAAGAAAUAAUAGGGCUGGCUCACGACAUCGGUGAUAUUGCUUCAGGAAACGUACCUCUUCUGGGACUGUUCAAGAAGACGAUUGAUCCAGUCCAAGUAAAGUUAGACGGGCUAUCGAAGCAAAUAGCAGAAUUGUCAGCCUCGUUUCACUUGAAAAUGGACCAGGCAUUGUCCCAAAUUCUUACCAACGUGCCCCGGGAAAUAGACUUCAGAGUAAGGAUAAACCAGCUGGGCACUUACAUGGCACGCAUCAGCUUUCUCUUCGACAUCUACCAAGAUGGCAUCAAAUCUAAUAGCGAAUACGACAAGUACAGUGUAGAACAAUUCGUAGAUUCAGCUACUUCUCUGCAUGAUGGUGACGUCAUCGAAACCCUCAAUCAAAUGCACAGGUUGGUCACAGGCAACCAGGAUGAUGACACCCUAUUGUCAGCACUUUUUCAUCGUUGA